Annulohypoxylon truncatum is the source of this 2196-nucleotide messenger RNA. Its product is annotated as putative serine dehydratase domain-containing protein. The record is from RefSeq and is a predicted model, not a curated record. The coding region runs from base 188 to 1582 and encodes 464 amino acids. Gene Ontology annotation, biological process: D-serine catabolic process. Gene Ontology annotation, molecular function: D-serine ammonia-lyase activity. NCBI's taxonomy places the organism in Eukaryota, Fungi, Ascomycota, Sordariomycetes, Xylariales, Hypoxylaceae. The transcript is spliced from 3 exons.
UCUACCUCCUACUAGAUGCUUAUUUGAUGAUGAUAUCCUCCUUUCGAUUUCUCGGGUCUAGGAAAAAUGAUCUCCACUGAUCAAAUGAUACCUAUGAGAAGUAGAUAGGUACUCUAGGCUAAGCACGUACUUCGAAAUUGUCAAACGAUAGCGUCCAAAACGGAAUUGCGCAUAUCAAAGGCCGACCAUGGACACAUCCGAUCAGCUUAUAGCUAGAAAGGCGAAGCUUGAGCAGUUGUACGUUGGGAAGGAUAUCGAGAAUAUCCCCAAGCCAGCAGUGGUCCUUGAUGUCUCAAAAGCGCGCCGUCAUUGCUCCUCGAUGUUAGCCGCGACCAAAGCGCUAGGAGUUGGAUUUAGACCCCAUAUCAAAACACAUAAGACUGUUGAACUCACGAAAAUGCAAAUUGGCGACGAUGCAAGCGAUGUUAAGCUUGUGGUCUCGACAGUUGCCGAGAUCGAGCAUAUUCUUCCCUUACUUAAGCACCUUAAGAAAGAAGGGCGUCGUAUCAAUGUGCUUUAUGGGCUGCCGCUUCCGGCUUCGCAAGUAGACCGCGUGGCUGAGAUCGCAUGUCAACUAGGCCCUGGUAGCAUUUCUUUCAUGCUGGACCAUCCAUCACAGAUUAUUUCGUUACGCCGCUUCUUCGAUGCGGCAGGAUUUCCUGCUGAGGUCUUCAUGAAAGUGGACACCGGAUAUCAUCGAGCAGGUCUCCCACCCGAAGCUUUAAACGCCGGCGGUCUUGUUGAAGCCGUAACUCGGCUGCAUCUUGGAGGCGAGGCGAUAUUGGUGGGAUUGUACUCCCACAGUAGUCUGAGUUAUCAAGGCAAAUCCACCCGAGAAGCCAUGGAUAACUUGUCUACGGAGAUUAGAGGCUGCGUAGAUGCGGUGAGGUAUAACCACCAACAUCUUCCAACCCCAGCCUUCCAUCUCACGAUCAGCGUCGGCGCGUCGCCUCAAGUCACUUCUAUCCAAAACUUCGUCCAGUGCGACAAGCAAAAGAACGAGUCUGCGGAUGAUCUCAUGGGUGUAAUUCAGGAUCUAUCCACCGAAGAAGUUUCGGGAAUCAAAAUCUCUGUUGAGCUUCACGCCGGAGUCUAUUCAGUUCUCGAUAUGCAGCAGCUGUCUACGAACUCCAGGAGUUCGAUGGGCAGAUUUGACGAAGAGAUCGCAAUCUCGGUUGUUGCUGAGGUAGUGAGCGUCUACAAUGAUGGUGAGCGACAAAACCCCGAGGCCUUAGUUGCGGUCGGGACGUUAGGACUAGGCAAGGAGCCUUGUCCUUCGUAUGAUGGUUGGGGUAUCGUCGGUUCGUUACCCGCAUUAGAAAAGGUUGGCUUCGAACGGAGACUUGUUGUGAAAAGAAUCAGCCAGGAACAUUCUAUCCUUUCUUGGGAUACCGACGACGAUAAUUUGAUACCGCAUUAUCCGCAGGGGAUCCCCCUCGAAGUUGGCCAGGCCGUUCGGAUAUAUCCCAAUCACGCUUGCAUCACGGGCGCAAUGUACGAUUGGUACUUUGUGAUAGAUUCAAGUCAGUCCAAUAGCCCAACCAAAGUCAUUGAUAUAUGGAUGCGGGCUCGAGGGUGGUAAUCAUCGGCAAGCAACAUUAAGUAAGGACUGAAAUGAGGACUGCAAUGCGGAAUUGAUGGCACUGUCUAUAAUUUUGAAUUAGUAAGAGUCUGAAAGGAAUUGUUGAAGAGAAAACCACAGCAAAGGUAUUCCCCACCCACCUAGAAAUCGUAAUCAACCAAUCAAACGCUUUCAAUUUCCUUAGCGUUGCCUCAUUUGGAAGUAAUCGUUGACAGCGGAUAUAGCAAGAGAACUUAAAGUCCGCGGCAUUGGCAAGACUGCAUGAUACUGGUUUAUUGAACAUGGUUAAUUGAAAUACUGGUAUAGAUUCCAGAGAGGUACGUUCGUAAGAGGAACCAAUAUUUCGUACUUCGUACACGACGCUUGCAUAACAUAUUAUUCCGGGAUUUCCAGGAAACUCAUGGGUAGAGUUGAAACCCGCGGCUUACGGGAGAGAUUUACACGCUUACGAUCCACCUGGAGGAAAUUCACAUUAGUGAAUCCCGCGGAUAUAUUCGUACAAUUGAGCUGCUAUCGCAUUUCCCAUAACGCUUUUACUGUAUCAUUUACAUCAGAUAUCAUUAUAAAUCUGUUAAAGACCUCUUCAUUUUGAAUUCAAUAUUUAAUUCGCAACA